AUGUAUCUUUUGCUAGAAAAAGGGUUUGAAGAGGCAAAACCAGUUAUUGCUGCUCUAAAGGAGAAGGGAAUGUCUGCUAUUGGGGCUGCUGGUUACUGCUGGAGCAGAAUUGUCGUUGUGGAGCUGGCAAAAGCUCAUGAGAUCCAGGCUGCUGUAGUAUUGCACCCUGGGCCUAUUACAGUUGAUGAUAUUAAAGAACCUAACUAUAGCACCUGCUACUUAACAUCAGAGGUCAAGUGCCCGAUUUCGAUACUUGGAGCUGAGAUCGAUCAUGUUUCUCCACCAGAAUUAAUCAAGCAAUUCGAGCAGGUCCUUUCAGCAAACUCAGGAGUUGCUCACUUCGUAAAGAUUUUCCCUGGUGUGGCACAUGGGUGGAGCGUGAGAUACAGCCAUGAUGAUGCAGCUGCCGUGGCGAGUGCUGAGGAAGAGAUGGUGGACACAAUCGACUGGUUCAACAAGAACCUGAAAUGA
Molecule: messenger RNA, 471 nt
Organism: Panicum virgatum (switchgrass)
Lineage: Eukaryota; Viridiplantae; Streptophyta; Magnoliopsida; Poales; Poaceae
Product: endo-1,3;1,4-beta-D-glucanase-like
Exons: 4
Coding region: 1-471 (156 amino acids)
Molecular function (GO): hydrolase activity
Source: RefSeq, a predicted model, not a curated record